Branchiostoma floridae (Florida lancelet) is the source of this 2070-nucleotide messenger RNA. RefSeq lists its product as uncharacterized. The transcript is spliced from 9 exons. The coding region runs from base 1 to 1503 and encodes 500 amino acids. Lineage: Eukaryota; Metazoa; Chordata; Leptocardii; Amphioxiformes; Branchiostomatidae. The record is from RefSeq and is a predicted model, not a curated record.
AUGCAGAGUUCUGAAAUGGCACUCAUUGCAAGUAAACAGCUGCUCGAGGACUUGCUACAGGAAUUACAGACGAACAACAAAGACUUGUCUGUACGAGAGGCUCGGGACAGUCUGAACAAGUCGUUCGGGCUGGACGGCUGUGGACCCGGGUUGAGUGCCGAGGAACAAAGACUACAGGCAUCCAGAUAUAUUAAAACCAAACAAACAUGUCGCUUCCAACCUUUUCCUGCCAGGUGGCUGGCCUGGGCUCGCCAGAAGCAUCAGCUCAAGGUUGUGACAGCAGCUGUCCCCCAGCUUGGAAUUUCACCUGACCUGAGAACAGCAGAGCUGCACGAUGUCAGGGUGUUCACCAAGCAUGGUCCUGAUGAUGCUGUGUAUGAUUCCAAUAAGGAAUUCAGAGAGAAGGUUGCUAGGGGCAACAGUUUCUUGGAGAUCCCAGCUGGUCCUGACAGGGGCACCUACUGUGUGAUCCAUGCUCUGAAGAAGUUCACAGGAGGACUGGGCGAUGAUGACGACAAGGAUAAGGGUGACAACCACACAUGGAAGAAGUAUUUCACUAAGCCCUUAGAGGAGGCAACCACUGUAGUGGCCACAAGGAAGGCCAAUGGAGAGGCUGCCCAUCUGGGCGCUCGGCUGGUUGGAGGGAAGGUUGUCCUGUGUGGAGGCUCUAAAAAUGUCCACAUGCUGUUCACACAAAGGGGUCAUAUAGAGAAGUACAAGGAGAGCAGGUACCAAGUGGCUCGGGAGGUGUGCACAGCCAUAAUGGAUCUGUUGGAUGACAUGUCAGACUUGCACAGACACAGGCUCCUGAGUUUCCUGGUACACACCGGUUACACAGCAGUGUUUGAGGUGUUACAGCCUCACCACCAGCAUGUGGAGGACCUGUCAUACCUGAAAAGAUCAGAACUCAGGUUUAUUGCAUGGACCAGUACCGACUUGGAGCCCAGGAGUAACUCACAGCUCUGCAGCAUGGCUCCACACAUGGCAAUAGAGAUAGCAAGGACCAUGGGGCUGCCCACCGUGCAAUAUGAACUGGUGCCUGCAUCAGAGGUGGAGACUCAUAUGAAGCAAAUCAGGCAGGGUUAUGGGUAUGAAGGGGAAGUCCUGUACUUCCUUGAUGCUGAUGGAGCAGUUAUUGGCUUGCUGAAGAAGAAAACAAUAUGGUACAUUGUCAUUCGAGCAAUCAGGGAAAAAGUGCGCAAUGCAGCUCAAGCCUACACAAAGAAGAGUGACUUUGACAUCAACAGGUCAGACAAAAAGCUAAGACAACGUAUCGGUGAGAUCCAGCAGUGGCUGGGGCUGGAUGAGGACAGUGUGGCCACCUGGAGGGAGCUGGGGCACAAGUUCCUCCACUGGGUCAUCAACAACCUCAGGACCAGGACUGUCACCAUGGAGGAGGUGGCGGGGGUGUUCCCUGUGGUCUGGAACAGGUUUCUCUCAGACACAGGCCUGUCUGAUCAUGUGACCAGCCAGUGGGAGGAGCCAGAGGGGAGUGAUGACUGAUUGACAGUCCAUUCUACUUUCAGAUGAACUAGAUUGGACAAAAUGGGUCCGGAUACAGUCAGAUCCAGGUCGUUAUUUUUACGUUUCCGGACUAGAUAUGGCCACAUACGGGCGGAUACAAAUGGCAUCUCAUAUCCACCCACAAUGAUGUGGUCGUAUUCAGUCCGCAAAUGGAAGAAUAACGACCCGGAUCUGACUGUAUCCGGACCAAUUUUGUCCAGAAAAUUGUGUACAUCAUGUGCAAAGAGUCUAGGUGUUAUGUAACCUGGCAUCUACUUGCUGAAGGGCAACAACAAAACUGGCAGCUGUAAUACAGAUAGGUACCAGGCUAUCAUAGAGGCAGCUGGUCUUCUCAGAUCAUUACUCACUGUUCAGCUGCUAUAUAUACCAUGACCUCUUAUUCACUCUAACUUCGUUGUCUUUGUAACUUAUAACACAUGUAAGAUCAAUUUUCAAUGGAGUGCCUAUAAGAUUAGAAAUGCCAAAUCAUUCUAAGAUGUACAAAUCUUUAUAUGUAUGGGAAUCAGUUUUUAAGUGCACAUUGUACCAUUAUUUGUUUGUGAUAGC